This is a messenger RNA of Laetiporus sulphureus 93-53, 716 nucleotides long. RefSeq lists its product as uncharacterized. Lineage: Eukaryota; Fungi; Basidiomycota; Agaricomycetes; Polyporales; Laetiporaceae. Bases 108 to 389 code for a protein of 93 amino acids. The record is from RefSeq and is a predicted model, not a curated record. The transcript is spliced from 3 exons.
GCUUCAUUUCAGGCCACUCAACUGUUUCUGUGCCUUUCGCCACAGGCCGCUGCUGCUCACAGACACGGUGUUCCAACAUUCAUCCGCUCUACUGAAGUGUUAAAGCAAUGGCUCAAGGGAAAGUGAAGGGCCUGCAGAAGCAGAAGUCCUCAACCGCCCGCCAUGCAGCCAAGGCCGCUGCUCAGCCGAAGAAGGGCAAACGCUAUAUAGCCCCAAAGAAAACUGCCCUCGUGAAGCAGGCUGUUCUACACAAGGAAUUGAGCGCGAAGAUCAACAGGAGUAUUGAGCAGCAGGUCGCUUCUGCUGCGUCUUCUGGCAAGCUCACAAUCAUGAAGAAUGUGGCUCUAGAAGGAGCUUCAGCGAAGGAUGCUAAAGCGAAGAAGUCGUGAAUGGAUGGAAUGUAGGUUUGUGGCUGUAUUUCUGUACUCGUUAUCUUGCUACGGCUCGUGCCUCAGGCAGCUCUCAGCAGAGGCAUCAUUGUCCGUUUCGGAUCCGCUAUAUGCACCUCGGCGCUUGCAGCGCCGUAAUCGGAUAACCUAUGGAUGAUAAGUACCAAUUGUGCGACAGCUGUGAAGAAAGAAGGUGAUGAUCCGACACGCACAGGAUGGGUGUAUUGUACGAUUGUUCUGCCUAUGUCAGUACGGAGAAUUAUCAAUCCGGUCGCUUCGCAGUGAGCUUUCCCGCUUGUAUUUAAUCGUACUAAUUUCAUGGCGGUU